AUGUCUCUAGCAGUUCAGGCGCAGAUCCGCAGGAAUGCGGAGGAGCUGCAAGCAUAUCUAUCAGACCUGCGGGACUGGGAAGAGUCUUUCUAUGAGAGUGCCGAAGUAAAAAAACAAGAAAAAAGAUCUUGCCCCGAUUCGACGCAAAAGCAUGCACUUAAUGAGCAGCAUCAGCUGCACCAGGAACAGCUGUGCGAGGGUGGCAUGAAUGACUCAGCUGCUCCCCCUAUGGUUAAUGCCCAAAAGACUAUAGAUCGCACAGCUUCAUCCGGUGUGCCCACGGCUCACAGGAAAGUUGAUGCAGAGAAUAGGAAAAAGUACGCCCGUGACCAGAACUCCCUUCCAGAUUACUACAAGGCAUGGGACGCCUAUGACCCCGAUGCUGAUGAGGAAGACGGAACCAACAAAGCCGCUGGGGUCUGCUCAGGGGGUUCGGGCACAAAUGCAUCCCCAGUACCAAAGGCACAAAAGCCCAAGCCGGUAUCACAAGUAGCGAGAGGAAGCCGUGGAGGUGCCCAAUCUGCUGUGGGUGGCCCUAGAAUGCGAAUCUGUGCCUCCACCGCUCAUGUUUCUUCGUAUAUGGAAACCCUGGGAUCCCCUGAAGAAGCAGGGGGUGUGCUGGAUCAAGUGGGGGCCCUAAAGAAGAAGGCGAACACCUACUUCGGCGCACAGAAGUACGCAGCCGCCGUGAAGUGCUACACACAGGCACUACAGCAGGCGGAGGCAGAAAUGAGCAGAGGUCUACUGCCUGCUGCUGCUACCGCUGCUGCUGAAAAGCUGGUAGGGCAGCUCCUCAGCAACAGGGCUACCGCUUUGUUCUACUUGGGGAAAUUAGACAGGUGCAUUGCUGACUGCUCGGCAGCACUGCAGAGGACUCCGCAGAACCCCAAAGCUCUUCAUCGGAGAGGUCUUGCGUUGGCCCUUAGAGGGCAGACACAAGAAGCGCUGACAGAUCUCACAGAGGCCCUAAAGGCUAGCCAAGGAGAGCAAGUGUCACAACAGACGGCCCGGGUGCAGCCCCAACCGCAGGAGGCGCAGCAGCAGGAGCAGGUGCAGCGGGAGGCGCAGGUGCAGCUGCAGCCUGAUUCAGAAUCAGAGAGUUUCAUACCGGAAGCCCGCGUGGUACCAGGCAAGGAGUCUGCUGUAGCCCUUGAAGCCCCGAACGCGCCUAGGAGUUGCUCUUUAUCUGAACGGAUCCUCAAGGACAUCGUCAAAAUCAGGAGUGAAGCACAAAUCAAGAAGCUAAAAGAGCAGCAAAGAAAGAAGAUGAUGCUCCUGCAGCCCUUGAAGGGUCUCCAUGAUCCUUGCCCUUCUGGAACCCAAAGAUCUCUGGAGGCCAUUGUGUUUCAGCCGGGGAGCAACAAGGUGCGCCAUUACGAGCAACAGCAGCAGCAAAAAGAGCUGUCCACGCAGAUGCUAGACGCAGCUCAUGACGCCAAGCAGCAGCAGCAUAACUAUUACCAGCAAGACGAGCGGCCUCACCAAGACCGACAGCACCAGCAAGGCGGAAUGCUUGCAGAAGAUCAGCCCAAAGCGCAGCAGCAGAUUGAGGAUGCUGCAUUCUCAGAGCCGGUAGCACAAGUACAUCGACAAGCAGCAUCCCUUGUACUUUCUCAGACAUCCCAACUUCCACACGUGCAGCAGCAAGACCAGGAGAUACAGCAAGACUCGAAAAAAGAUCCCCCCGAGAGAAUCUCGGAGCCCGUAUCACAAGCGUUGACGGAGGACGAGACUCUGCCAAAACAGCGUGAGCAACAGCACGGGCAGCCACAACGACAAGAGGAGAGAGAAAUAUGCAUGCAUUGUCGGACCUCCCCUUCACCAGUGCCCGCAUUUAAUUGUAAAGCACCCGGUGACUGCGCAUGUACUGAUACCCGAUGUCGAAAACUUGACAGGGUAGCUCCCUCCGCCAGUCAGCAGAAGCCCAGUCUCCUUUCUGGCCACACAAUGGUCCAGAAGGGCCCCAGGCUUCCUCGAUCGUACGCAGCCUUUGAGGCUCAAUGGAGAUCUGCCGGGUGUCUUCUAACAAACCCGAGUACCUCUGGGGAGCCCCCAGCUAUCUGCCCGUGCGGGGGCCCCAGGGCCCUGCUGCUUCUCCGCAUGGGUGCGGCUGAAGUUCUUCAGGGGGCCCUGGGUCUCUGCGUGGAGCCCGACGUGUUCUAUGAAUGCCUCCAAGUGCUCGAACGCGCAGCGGAUUCUAUUAUUAGGAGAACUAGCCUGCAGCACCCUCGCGAAGUGCUUAUAUGCCACCCAGACAGGAGCCCUCAGGGCAUUCACAGGGGCCAAGGUGAAAUGAAGAGAGAAGCAUCCUGCGAAGAGCUUCCCAUAGGAAUGGAAGAAGCCCCAAGGGAUACACUGCCAGCAGAGGAAGGGUGCGAAUGCUGCAGGAAUGCAGCAUUCACUGCUAAUGCUUGGCAAAGGGCCUUUCAGCACUUGACAGGGGGUGCCCGCGCGGCUGUCACUGUGCAACUAGGAGGGCCUUCAUGCCGCGUACUGCUAGAAAAGCUGCAAGAAAAAUCAAGAGUUAUGGCAGCAGCAGCUGCUGCUGCUGCUCUUGCUGUCACAGAGGCAACACGAGGCUCAGAGCAGUGA
This is a messenger RNA of Cyclospora cayetanensis, 2592 nucleotides long. Its product is annotated as RNA polymerase II-associated protein 3. The transcript is spliced from 3 exons. The record is from RefSeq and is a predicted model, not a curated record. NCBI's taxonomy places the organism in Eukaryota, Apicomplexa, Conoidasida, Eucoccidiorida, Eimeriidae. Gene Ontology annotation, molecular function: heat shock protein binding. The coding region runs from base 1 to 2592 and encodes 863 amino acids. Gene Ontology annotation, cellular component: mitochondrion; cytosol.